UUUAGUGUUGUGCAUUAAUACACUCCCCGAGCCUCAACAGUCAUCGAAGGAGGGGCAGGGAAGAUGAUGCCUGGCACAGGAUUAGGAAAACGUUCCGAAGCCGUGUGAGGGCAAUUUUAGAAUCCGAGAUCCACCUCGUCGGUUUGCUGUGUUCGCUGUGACUCGUUGUGGAUCUCAGCGCGCGCAAGUAUUGCACGUUGUGCAGGCUGUGUAGCUCGAAACUUGUUUGUCCCUGCCCCUCCUCAUUCACUUGCCUCAUCACAGUGUUUUAUGUAACGUGUGUAGGUGCUGCUACCAUGGCCUUCAAGGCAGUUUUCCUUCUGGUUGCUCUUCUAGCGGCUGUGUCCGCUGUGGCUGAAGCGCACGAGGAAAAGUCGGACAGAUUUUCACUCAAGAUCAUCUUGCACAACACUGCUAGCAGAGAUGUGAGCUUCAAACUGGUCAAUCUUGGGAAGCACGCUUAUGACACUGUGGUAGGGAAGGGGGAUCAGUGGUCUGCCAUAGGUCCCGUCAUCGUCAACCUUAAGUUCCCGGUUAUGCGUUUGGCGGUGAGUGUUACCAACAAGAGCUACGUUUUAAGGAAGAAGCUCCUGAAGAUCGACUUGGAGAGGCGUUUCGGCAGAGAUUAUCUUAAGGGCAAGAAGUUCAUUGUUCUAACUGCUCAAGAGAGCUGGAAAAAAGAGUUCCUCUUCAUUAAGCUUGGCCGCGACAUUGUCCAAAGAAUUAAGCUGUAGAUUCGCAGGAACGUUGCGUCUGCAGCAGGCAUGUGACCGGGUGUCCCCCUUGCUAAAAUAUCGCGAGUUUUCAGGUCUUCACAUAUUCUUUUCUCAUCGAGCAAUACUGAUUUGUGCAUUUAGAUCAUUCAUUCAAUUGCUUAUUGAGAGCCUAUUCUUUAUAACGUCAAGCUACUGUGCCUGCACUUUUGGGCCGGCCGACUUGAUUGCUGUUGUAACAGCACUGGUUAGCGUGUUCUUGUUCUAUUCGAAGUUAUAGAAUAUACUGUUAGCUUUUCAUUUUAGUUCAUUGUAUCUUCUUGGAGACCAUGUGUUGUGAAAUCGAAUUGAAUAAACCCACGCUUUUCAGUGUCUCUAGUGUAAGUAGUUUUUCUGGAGAGUUCUUUCCAUUAUUGUAUAUUAGGGAUUUAAUUUAAGAUAGCAGCGUUCUAGCAGACGAAGAUAAUCUCCAUUGUCAGCCCCUUGUAUUGAAUCCAUUCAUCAUUUACUGCGA
Molecule: messenger RNA, 1227 nt
Organism: Physcomitrium patens
Lineage: Eukaryota; Viridiplantae; Streptophyta; Bryopsida; Funariales; Funariaceae
Source: RefSeq, a predicted model, not a curated record